Molecule: messenger RNA, 530 nt
Organism: Drosophila teissieri
Lineage: Eukaryota; Metazoa; Arthropoda; Insecta; Diptera; Drosophilidae
Exons: 3
Coding region: 35-448 (137 amino acids)
Source: RefSeq, a predicted model, not a curated record
UAUUUGUUUUUUUUUAUUGUUUCUCUGGCGGAGCAUGACUGUUUAUGGCUGCAGAAGUUACAUAAUGGGUCCAUCGUCAUCUCCAGCGGAGGUGGUCAUCCAGUCGGCAGCUUUGGUAAUCUGGCCCCAAUUCCAUUUUUGCCCACUUGAACAGCUGUUUUCCAACUCUUUGCCCCGCUCUUUGAAAGAUCGCCAGACUCUUUGGAACCAAGUCGAAAAAAAGAGCCUACGUGAGUCGGCUCAGCUCAUUUUGUUUAUUGUCGCCUUUGUGGCGCACACAUCUUUUGCCACAGUGCAGCCAAAGGCCCCGAACUUCCAGUACUUCGAAAGGCCCAAAUACCGUUAUCCCUACUACGAUGAGCACGGGCGCGGAAAACUUCUCUACGGCUACGGCGGUCCAGAAUUAUAUCAAUACAAGACCUACACGCCAUUGGAGGGCAUACAUUAGGCUUAACUAACAUUAGAUGCAAUGUAGUUCGUAAUUGAUGUAUUCUAUUUGCUGCUUUAUUUAAAUUAAACUUUUUUUCUUU